This is a messenger RNA of Cherax quadricarinatus, 519 nucleotides long. NCBI's taxonomy places the organism in Eukaryota, Metazoa, Arthropoda, Malacostraca, Decapoda, Parastacidae. The record is from RefSeq and is a predicted model, not a curated record.
UCUUCCCUCACAGACCUGAAGAAAGCGCUGAAGCGACUCUUCACUAACAAGUUGUGGGUUGGGAACCUCUUCAACACGGUUGUCAUCAUCCUGGCACUCUCUGGUUACUGGAACUUCAAACCCAAGUACCUGGAAAACCAGUUCCGUAAAAGUGCCACUGAAGCCAAUUAUUACACAGGAAUGGCCAGUUUCGCCUCAGUGGUGCUGGGAACUGGUAUAGGUGGAGCCAUCCUCAGAUGGGUGAGACCACGACCACAGUUCGUGGCAGGUUACAAUAUUUUCGUCACCCUCUUCCUCACCGCUGGUUUCAUCGUCCUCAUGUUUAUUGGCUGCCCGAAACUCACUAUGGUUGGACCAGUUGAUGGGUGGUCGGCGCCUGAGUGUUCCUUUGAGUGCGGGUGCUCUGAGAGGUUCUCACCCGUGUGGCCACAGGAUCUGGCCCCCGUGUUCUACUCUCCCUGCUACGCUGGCUGCCUCACUGCCAACACCUCCGUCAGCCCCAUGGUUAAGGAUUCCUAA